AUGAACAAUCUUCCUCUCGAACUCGUUCUUCGCCCCAAAGAGAAUCCGCGGAAAGUCAUAGCACCUCCUUCAAUCCUGAAGUCGUUGAACGAUGUCUCAAAGUUGUCCUCGAUUUCAGAAGGGACAAAAUCUCAAAAGCCAAAGCCGUGCUGGGCGUCCAACAAGUACUUGCUGAAGCCACACGUGAAGGAGACCCAUCCUUUGAUAGCGGAUUCGCACAUUAUCUUGAAGUCCUCGAUUCCAUCAGAUCCGAGGAAGAAUCAGAAAGUUUUUGAGGAAGUCCAAGACCGACACGUAUGGAUAAACGUGGUGAGUCGCGAGAACCGGAAGAGGAGAUGUUUAGAAGAGCAUUUAGGAGGGGAAGAGCACGUAGCAAAGAAACCGAAGUUGAUGAACAGGAAUCAGAGUCUGGAGGAAGCAGUAGAAUCAUACGCGGAAAGCGUCGGAAACUUACCGACGAUGAACUUCAAUUCUGUCCAUGGAUUGAUCCCUCUCAAUUUCGCUUCCUCUCACGCUUGCAGGGAAUUGAGAUGGCCCUGCGAUGCUACGAAGAAUGGUCUGACGAUCCCAAGUAUUACCGGACCAAAGUUACAACUACCCCUGGAUGCCCAAAACUUCCCACUUCGCAAUGGACCUUGCUGCUUGAGGGAAGAGCCGUUGACCUUGACAAAGUGUUCACCGGACGAUAUUCCACAGCCAUCGACUCAAAACAAACCCAGUCGCUUGGGAAGGGAUUUGAGCUAUCGCUCUCCCAACCUACCGUCAGCCACAAGGUUAAAUCAGCCGGAGAUUGGGGAAUCGCCACUGACAUAUGGACCCGCGCACUCACCUUCAUCAUGCCGUGGCGAGAAGAGGAAGUUAGGGAAUAUUGAGAGUGCAUGUCCGACAUCUUCGGGAAUCACUUUUACACAGUCCAUGAGCGAGUCCUCGAUUUCGACCGAGCCGUUCGACUCCUUGUCGAGCAACAAAAAUUCCUCCGUCUUGAUGACUUCACCAGGUUUGAUGGGCUUAAGUCCAGUCACCUUUCAGCCUUUGGAAUGGUCGCGAUGCAAAGCUCCCAUGACUCAGGGAUCAAAACGGUCAAAGAUUCUGCUGGAGGAAAGAGCCAAACCAGAGGUGGAAGAGGUGAACCCUGUCAUAAGUGGAACCGAGGAGAGUGCGAGAAAGAGGCCAGGGAGUGUCUCUACUUCCAUGUAUGCGACCGAGGAAGCUGCAGGGGGAAUCAUAAGCGGGGAGAGUGCCCAUCGGACAAAAGAGGUAAAUGAAACAAUUGCAAGAGGCCAACGGUAUUGA
This is a messenger RNA of Suillus fuscotomentosus, 1293 nucleotides long. RefSeq lists its product as uncharacterized. The record is from RefSeq and is a predicted model, not a curated record. The transcript has a single exon. Bases 1 to 1293 code for a protein of 430 amino acids. Lineage: Eukaryota; Fungi; Basidiomycota; Agaricomycetes; Boletales; Suillaceae.